AUGCAGAAGAUCAGUCAGGUGAGAGCUCAGCUUGAAGGAGCAGAGGAGCCCGAUACCAAAGCGUGCACAUUCAAUUCUUUUUCUGUGAAGAGUGAAGAAGAGGAUGGAGAGAAACCUCAAUCCUCUCAGUUUGAUGACCACCAAAGUGAAGAGAAGAGAGAGACAGAAGAAGAGGACUGUAGAGGAUCAGAAGCAGACAGAGACUUUAAUCCAGAGUCUCAUUUACAGCCAGUUACUCCUGACAAGACCUCACAGCUUUCUGGAUCUGAGACUGAUGACAAUGCUGAUUGGGGGGAUAGUAAUGGACCUCAGGAAGGUUUAAUCCAUCUACAAGACAAUGACACAGCUGUAAGUGAUAACAAUUCUAACAGUGGAAGUGCAUCAGUUACCUCCUCUAAAUGUGCUCACAACUUUGGACAGAAGAAAAAAGGGCAGAAAAACAAAAAAAAUAACACAGAAGAGAAACCAUUUAGUUCCUCAUUUUGUAAAAGAAAGUGUCUAACAAAACAGCACAUCAGAGUCCACGCAGGGGAGAAACCAUUUAGCUGUUCAGUUUGUGGUAAAAGAUUUUCACAACAAUGCCAUCUGAAGAGACACUCAAGUGUCCACACAGGGGAGAAACCAUUUAGCUGUUCAGUUUGUGGUAAAAGAUUUUCACAACAAGGCGAUCUGAAGUCACACUCAAGUGUCCACACAGGGGAGAAACCAUUUAGCUGUUCAGUUUGUGGCAAAAGAUUUUCACAACAAGGCGAUCUAAAGACUCACUCAAAUGGCUACACAGGGGAGAAACCAUUUAGCUGUUCAGUCUGUGGCAAAGGAUUUUCUCACCUAGGAAAUAUGAAGAACCACUUGAGUAUCCACACUGGGGAGAAACCAUUUAGCUGUUCAGUCUGUGGUAAAGGAUUUUCUAAACAAGGAAAUCUAAAGAGACACUUGAGUGUCCACACAGGGGAGAAGUAACAUAGUGGUUCCUUUUAGUUAAAAUGUUUGUGAUCGAAGUGUCACAUAUCUAGUGCAUUUCAAAAAUCACAAGUGUGUUGCCAUGAGCAGUGGAAAUCCAGAAUAAGAUGUUAUUUCAUCUUUGUAGCUAAGAAGAAGCAUCUCAGUGAUUGAAAUUUUGCUUUUAUUCCUGUAUUUUAUUUGUGUUUCCACUUCUUAGCUCUGUUAAAUGUUAAGUGUUGAGUUCAUUGAGGAUUAAUGUUGGAUCUUGGUCACUAUUAUAACAAAGACUUCUGCUCUAAUGUUUCUUGGAAUAAUAUUUGUUAUAAAAUGGAGCUGUGCAAAGACGUAUUUGUUUGUAUUUGCUUUUUUUAGGUACUGAAAUAGUCUUU
Molecule: messenger RNA, 1331 nt
Organism: Cheilinus undulatus (humphead wrasse)
Lineage: Eukaryota; Metazoa; Chordata; Actinopteri; Labriformes; Labridae
Product: gastrula zinc finger protein XlCGF7.1-like
Exons: 2
Coding region: 1-960 (319 amino acids)
Biological process (GO): regulation of transcription by RNA polymerase II
Molecular function (GO): RNA polymerase II cis-regulatory region sequence-specific DNA binding; DNA-binding transcription factor activity
Source: RefSeq, a predicted model, not a curated record